AUGGCCGACACGCCUCCGCGGCCGCGCUGGCCGCGGCGUGGCGGCCUCGACGCGUCGCCGCCUCGGCUCACGCCGCGCCGCUCGCUCGCAGCCGGCGGCGAGGCGGCGCUGCUGCGUGAGCAGCUUGAUGCUCUCAGGGAUGAGGCCGACAGGCUGCGAGAGGAGAACCACGCCUUGCUCAAGCAGAGGGCCGCCGCCACCCCGUGCAGCUCUGCCAAAGUGUCGGCGAGCCCUUUCUAUCGAUCGAGCGAACCUGGCGGCGUGGACCUGUAUGCGCCGGCAGGAGCUGAGACGUCUGCCGGCUCCCAAAAGUCGAGCGAGCGGGAGACGCCGCGGCGCAGCCUGCUCGACGAGGACGUGACUAACCCGGAGCUGCUGCGCAACCUGUCCUCCGCCUCCCUCAUCCCCGAGGCCGAGCUCUUGCCGCCGCUCCUCGGCUCGGCACUUGUCCUUGAGCCGCGGCCCUUCUCCUCGUAG
Messenger RNA from Emiliania huxleyi CCMP1516, 477 nucleotides. RefSeq lists its product as hypothetical. The transcript has 2 exons. The coding region runs from base 1 to 477 and encodes 158 amino acids. The record is from RefSeq and is a predicted model, not a curated record. NCBI's taxonomy places the organism in Eukaryota, Haptophyta, Isochrysidales, Noelaerhabdaceae.